Nicotiana attenuata is the source of this 927-nucleotide messenger RNA. RefSeq lists its product as uncharacterized. Lineage: Eukaryota; Viridiplantae; Streptophyta; Magnoliopsida; Solanales; Solanaceae. The record is from RefSeq and is a predicted model, not a curated record. The transcript has a single exon. The coding region runs from base 1 to 927 and encodes 308 amino acids.
AUGAUAGCAUUAGGACAAGUAUUUCAAAACAAAAAAAAGUUUAAGGAAGCUGUAACUACUCACGAGGUUAAAAGAGGAAGGACGGUCGAGUGGAUUAAGGAUGAUUCAGAAAGAGCAAGGGGAAGAUGUAAGCAUCGUCCCUCUUGUAAGUGGGUAAUUCUAGCUUCAAAAAUGCACAGGGAUACAAAUUUUCAGAUAAAGACUUACAACUCCGAGCAUACAUGUUUUUGUUGGAAUGUCAAGAAUAAGAAUGUUACAUCCAGUUGGAUUGCAAAGACAUAUAUGGACAGAAUCAAAUCAAACAGAGAUUGGAAGACAUCAAAAUUUAGAGAUGAAGUCAGUAGAGCGCUGGGAGCAGACGUAUCUUUAUGUCAAGCAAGAAAAGCUAAGAAGAAGGCUAUUUCUCUGAUUGAUGGUAACUUAAAUGACCAGUUUAGCAUGUUGUGGAAUUAUAUCAAUGAGAUCGUGCGAUCUAAUCCUGGAACAUCAAUUUACAUGGAGUUAACACCAAAUGAGACCCCUAACAAUCCGUCUAGAUUCCAACGAUUAUACAUUUGUUUUGCAGCAUGUAAAGAGGGCUUUAAGGCAGGUUGUAGGAAGAUUGUUGGUGUUGAUGGUUGCAAGUUGAAAAAUUCUAUGUACGGAGCACAGUUGCUUGCUGCCGUUGGUUUGGAUGGCAAUAACAAUAUCUUUCCUAUAGCCUAUGCCAUUGUGGAAAAGGAGUGCAAGGAUACAUGGCAAUGGUUUUUGAACUAUUUGAUGAUUGAUAUUGAAAUAGAAGAGCAAUAUCUCUGUACAUUCAUGUCAGAUAAGCAAAAAGGCCUUCUUAAGCUUUUGAGGAAGUGUUACCAAAUGUUUCUCACAGGUUUUGUGCGCGACACUUGCACAAUAAUUUCAAAAAGUCUGGGUUCCCUGGUCAUACGUUAA